Oryctolagus cuniculus (rabbit) is the source of this 6139-nucleotide messenger RNA. The record is from RefSeq and is a predicted model, not a curated record. NCBI's taxonomy places the organism in Eukaryota, Metazoa, Chordata, Mammalia, Lagomorpha, Leporidae.
GUCAAGACCAUUCACGGACUCCAUGGGUAAGAAUUUUAUUUGGAGAUUUCCAAAAGAAAUAUUCGGACUACUCAAAGCCUAUGCAAUCAGAAAUGACAAAAUAUGAGGAACCAACACAGGGACCGCAGAAGGGAAGCCACUCAGCACGAUGCCAAUAUUUCUUGGGCAUUUGUUGCUUAUUGAGCGUUGGUAAGAAGGCAGUGGGGCCGACUGGGGUGAACAGCGGGGAGGACUCCGGGGCUGCAUGAAGAGGAACUCUGAGCUCCCAGACCGCCGGUUGCAUCCCAGACCGCCGGUUGCAUCCGAUGUCUGCAGCCUUCGCCUCUUGCAGCCGCGGUCCGUCCUCGCUUUACUAAAGGCGUGCACUCCGGCAUCGCCCAUGCGCAAACCUAGGCAUUCGCUUCAGGCAGCGCACGCUGUUUGAAAGAGCGUGGGCCGGGUGGGAAUUUUCUGGUUAUCCCACACUCUGAAAACCAUUGUUAGUUUUCCCACAGUUGUUUACAGUCACGGCGCGCAGAGCCAGACAUGGCUGCUUUCAUCUAGAGAGAGCGCAUUCUCUCGGCAUCGCGGUUUUCGCCUCCGUACAUGAGAAUGGAGUUAGAUCUUAUAGUUCUUUUUCCAAUCCGAUUUGCAAUGGUGGGGAAAGGAGAGAGUGGCCGGGAAUGAUGGAGAAAAGGCAGGGGAGCGGGGACCCUCUUCCCGCUUUGCUGGCGGUCGCCGGGGCGAGUACCGCCGGCGGCGGGUCACGGUGAGCACGCAGCCUGUGUACCCCACCACUCACUCUGUGAAACGCCUUUCACCAGGAUGACCAGGCGACUCGACAGUUCAUUACCGGCAGUUUCCAGAAUGCUUGCCUCGGCGGUACCGGCAGCGGCUACCGCAACCACUGAGAUGACUGCACCACCUGGAAUCCUAGAGCGGACCGGAAGUGAGCGCAGCUCGCGGGGCCCUGCCGGAGCGUGCCGACCCCCGAGGCGGGAGUGACCGGGGAGCCGCUGCCGUCCCCGGAACGCUGCCCCGGGUCUGGCGGGUCUGAGGACCUUCGAGGCCAAAGCUGCGGCUGGGAGACUUGUGGGCGCGCGGCGGCAUCGGGCCUGCUUCUUUCGGGCAGCUCGUGGGGCCGGAGGGGUCCUGCUCCCUCUCGGUCCGGGCCCAGGCUGCUGCGAGCUCCUGUUUCGGGGCGACUCUCUCGGUUUCCCUUGCCUGGCGUCGUAUACCCAGGUUUUAUUUAAGACCAAAAUGACCUUGAUAACCUACGUGUUCUGUCUCGCAAGUAUUUGCCGCUCAAUUUGACCCCUCUACCCCAGUGAGUCCUUGUGUCUCCCCAUGAUUUCCGGUCCUAUCAGGAUGGCUUCACUUUGAAUGGAAUUACUUGAGUAUCCGCCCUGUGUCGCAAACACGUCUUUUUUAAAACUGCCUGUGAUCGUUCUGUGUUAAAAUUGUUUUAUUGUAUCGGAAACUUUCCGAUUAAAGACGGGAAAAGGAGCUCAAAUAAAAUCACCCUAGACCCCAACUGGAGAAAGCCUUGCCCUGAGCUAAGUGCGGGAUGGAGACAGCCUCUGGGGGCCCCCCAGCCUUGGCUGGCCAAGAUUCAGCCAAUCUAGGGGAGAUGAUCAAAGAGCAGGUUAAAGAAGAAGACCCUGUUUGGGAUAAGGAGUCUUGCCUGCGGAGGAAUAUAUCUCAUACUAGGGAACUCUCUCAUCAGCGCUUCAGGCAGGAGACCCCUGGUCCCAGGGAGGCACUGAGUCACUUGCGGGAGCUUUGCCGGCAGUGGCUGAACCCCGCGAAGAAUACUAAGGAACAGAUCCUGGAGCUGCUGGUGCUGGAGCAGUUCCUCACCAUCCUGCCCGAGGAGCUCCAAGCAUGGGUGCGGGAGCACCACCCCGAGAGUGGGACUGUGCUGGAAGAUCUGGAGAGGGAGCGUGACGAACCCAGGCAGCAGGUGAGGCACUGCAGGUGCUGCCCUGUGUGGAGAAUUCGGGUGCUGAGUCCAGAACGGAGUAAGUGGCUUAACUUCACUGAUGGCUGCAAACUCUGGUUUUGGGCACUAUUUGAUCACUGGUGUAGAGCCACUGCCUACGUGUCCACAUCCAUCCACAGGCGGCUGCACCUCGCCAUGCCCACCAGAGACUCAGAUGAAUUUACAGACAAAAGUGGCCCAGAACCAAAUCGUUACAUAACAGGAGUUUGGAUUGACAGAGUUGAGAAUGAGGAUAUUGCGGAGCUGCUGCAGUCUUAUGCAGAGGCUAUUUCUAUACAAGAGCUACAUCAGUUAGCUGCUGAGGCCCAAAUAAAGAUGUGGUUGAAGAAGAUGACACAGUUCAACAAGUUUUACAUUACUCAGUUACCUUCUGCUUUAAUUAUAUUAAAGGUUCCUACAGACAAAAUGACUCCUCUGGAUUCUGCGAAGGAGUCCUUAGGUGCCCAGCUCCAGUCUGUGGAAGACAGAAUGGAAUGUGACUCUCCAGAACCACAACCACUUCAAGAAAAGGGGUCAUUUUUGCGGCUUUCCAUGAUGUCUCAAAGCAUGGGUGUCAACAACCUCAGUAGCUUAGAUAAUAAGGAAGUAGAAAUUGAACCAGAAAACAUGUGAGAAAAGUUCUUCAGAAGCUUAGCAGUGUUGCUGGAAAACAAAAGUAACAAUACUAAGAUAUUUUCUAAAGCAAAGUACUGUCAAUUGAUAAGGGAAGUGAAAGGAGCUAAAGCUAAGGCAAAAAAGGAAUCAGUUGACUACUGUCGCUUGGCAAGAUUUGAUGUAAUCCUUGUACAAGGAAAUGAGAAGCUGAUUGAGGCUCUAAAUGGGGAAACAGAUAAAAUAUGGUAUUAUUUACACAGCGAGGACUUAUUUGACAUUCUGCAUGAUACACAUCUCAGCAUUGGACAUGGCAGAUGAACAUGCAUGGAAAAAGAAUUACAGGCAAAAUAUAAGAACAUCACAAAGGAAGUUAUAAUGUUAUAUCUGACACUUUGUAAACCAUGCCAGCAGAAGAGAGCUCUAACAUCAAAACCAAUUAAGGAAGUUAACUCAAAAAGCCAAGUAGAUCUUAUAGACAUGCAAUCGAAUCCUGAUGGGGAGUAUAAAUUUAUUAUGCAUUAUCAAGACUUUUGUACAAAAUUAAGCUUUUUGCGCUCAUUAAAAUCCAAGAGACCUAAGGAAGUUGCAUUUGCUCUUUUAGAUAUUUUCACAAUUAUUGGAGCACCUAGUGUCCUAAAAUCUGAUAAUGGGAGGGAAUUUUCAAGCCAAAUUGUCAGUGAACUCAGUAGUAUUUGGCCGGAAUUGAAAAUUGUCCAUGGAAAGCCUCAGACCUGCCAAAGCCAGAGUUUUACAGAACAAGCUAAUGGCAAUAUCCAAAAGCAGAUUUUCUCCUGGAUGCAAACCAACAACUCAUCACACUGGGCUACGUUUUUGUGGUUCAUUCAGAUGACUCUAAAUCAAUCCUAUCACAGAGGCAUGCAACAGAGUCCAAGUAAAGGUACAUUGAGCUCUGAAAUGAAACUGAUCUCUCAUUCUCAGUUAACUGAGGGACAUGUUGCCAGCCUACACACAGAAAAUGAAUUAGAUCAGGCAGGUAAAGAUUUAGAAAAUAAUCUAAGAGCCCGAUAUGAAGAAGCCUUUGAGACUGGGACAGACAGUAGUGAUACUGAAGAAAAUCUUUCUAUUACUCCUAAAAUGGAUGAGAAAAACAUUCACAAAAGAAGAUUAAGAUUUUUAUCCUGUGUAGUUUGUGAUAAAGAAUGCCCAGGUGCUAAUAGUUGUGUAUCAUGUCGUGGAUAUGUCCAUGCAACCUGUGGAGUGCCUUCUCAUCACGAGACUGAGGGCUGUGCUCACCAAAUAACGUGCAGUCUUUGCUAUGAGAUGAGUACAAUGAAAAGGAAGCAUGAUGAGAGCCAGAGAAGUUGGCCUGUUCAGCCUUCCAAAAUGCUAAAACCAGCAGUGACACCAUUUUCACAAGUAGGAGAUUGGAUGGUAAAACAAGCUUCCCUGGAUUUUUUUUUUGUCAAGACAAGACAUACCUUUUCUGAAUACAGCAGUAAUAAUAAAAGAAAUGCUAAUAAUAGAAGUCAUCCCAGAGAAGUGAAAGCCAAAAGAGUUCAUACUAGCUUCACUCGGAAAUAUGAUCCUUCAUAUAUCGAGUUUGGUUUUGUAGCUGUAAUUAAUGGUGACGUGCUAAAACCACAGUAUAUUAUUUGUGGAGAUGUACUGGCUAAUGAGGCAAUGAAACCAUCAAAACUUAAGCGGCAUUUACAUUCAAAACAUAAAGAUUUAAGUUCACAAUCAAAAGAAUUAUUUGAAAGAAAGAGUAAUGAAUUAAAAAGACAACCAAAGCAAAUGUUCAGUGUUUCUCAUAUAAACAUUAGUGCUUUGUGAGCUUCAUUUAAAGUGGCACUUCCAGUUGCUAAAGCUAAAACGCCAUACACAAUUGCUGAGACAUUAGUAAAAGACUGUAGCAAAGAAGUUUGCUUGGAAAUGCUUGGUGAGUCUGCAGCAAAGAAGGUAGCUCAAGUACCACUUUCCAAUGACACCAUAUCUCGUAUUCAAGAACUGGCUAAUGAUAUGGAAGACCAACUCAUAGAACAAAUAAAGCUAGCGAAGUAUUUUUCAUUGCAACUAGAUGAAUGAAGAGAUACUGCUAACGUGAUAAUUCUUCUAGUCUAUGUGAGGUUUGAACACGAUGAUGAUAUAAAGGAAGAAUUCUUUUUCUCAGCCUCUUUGCCUGCAAAUACAACUAGCUCAGAACUGUAUGAAGUGGUGCAGAAUUACGUUAAAUGUGGUUUAGAAUUUAAGUUGUGUGUAGGAGUGUGUUCUGGUGCAGCUUCAAUGACAGGAAAACAUUCUGAAGUUGUUACACAGAUUAAGGAACUUGCCCCAGAAUGUAAAACCACACACUGCUUCAUUCAUUGAGAAAACCUUGCUAUGAAACAAAUAUCAGCUGAACUAAAUAGUGUGCUUACUGACAUAGUAAAAAUUGUGAAUUAUAUAAAAUCUAAUGCAUUAAAUUCAAGAUUAUUCUCUUUAUUAUGUGAUAAUAUGGAAUCUGAUCAGCAACUGUUACUGCAUGCUGACACAUGGUUAUCACAAGGGAAAAUUCUGUCAAGAAUGUUUGAAAUACGAAAUGAACUUUUAGUGUUUCUGCAAGGCAAGAAACCUGUUUGGUCUCAACUUUUUAAAGAUGUGAACUGGACAGCCAGACUUGCUUAUUUGUCUGAUACCUUCAGUAUUUUUAAUGAUCUUAAUGAUUCUAUGCAAGGGAAGAAUGCAACAUGCUUUUCAACAACAGAUAAGAUUGAAGGACAAAAACAGAAGUUAGAAACUUGGAAAAGCAGAGUUUCUACAGAUUGUUAUGACAUGUUUCAUAAUUUAACAACAAUUCUCAAUGAAAUAGGCAAUAAUCUUGAUAUUGCACACCUGCAAAAUAUUAUCAAUGAACACCUUACAAAUUUGUUACAAUGUUUUGAAUUUUAUUUUCCAUCAAAUGAAGAUCCACAUAUAGGAAAUUCAUGGAUCCAAAAUCCAUUUCUUUCACCAAAAGAUAAUUUAAGUCUAACUGUAACUCUACAGGAUAAGUUGUUGAAGCUGGCUACUGAUGAAGGAUUGAAAAUAAAUUUUGAAAAUACAGCAUCACUUGCUUCAUUUUGGAUAAAAGUUAAAAAUGAAUAUCCUGAACUUGCUGAAACUGCUAUAAAAUCUCUUCUUCUGUUCCCCUCAACAUACCUCUGUGAGACUGGGUUCUCUACUUUAAGUGUUAUUAAAACAAAGUGUAGAAACAGUUUAAAUAUACAUUACCCCUUGAGAGUAGCAUUAUCAUCAAUCCAACCUAGAUUAGACAAAUUAACAAGCAAGAAGCAAGCUCAUUUAUCACAUUAAAAAUGUUAAAUUCUGAUAUAUGAGGUGCUUGUUCAAAGUAUGUAUACAGGCAUUUAGUGUGAGGAAUUUUCAAUUUCACUUCUGUUUUAAAAGUUACAAUUAUGAAGUAGAAAAAGUUAUGAGUAAACCUGCAGUUUUCUAUUUAACUUGCUUGUACAUACAUUUUCAAUGAGCAUGUGUACAGUUUUUAUAAUUCUUUUAUUUCUCCCUGUUAUAUUUGUUAAAAUAUAAUUUUAAGUCUGUUGAUUCAAAUAUUAAAAAGUUGUUCCUGAA